AUGGAAAACACUAGCGCGGAACAAAUCAAAGCCGAGACGAAGACAGAAGUGCAACAACAAAUCGUAGCCGCAUCUCGACCCCUGAUUCCACCAUGCGGUGGUACAAGGCCCGACGUUUGGUUCGCUAUAGUCGAAGCAAACUUUAACCUGGCAAAUCCAAAAAUCAUAAGGGAAGAAACGAAAUAUUCCUACGUCCUUUCCGCUUUAACACCCGACCUGGCAAACGAACUGGCUGACGUCAUGAUCGACCCACACCCCACGGAGCCUUAUACAAAAUUAAAGGCAGCCAUCUUGAAGCGCACAUGCCUCUCGGAAACGCAGAAGAUCAAGCAACUGCUGUCGGGACAAGAAUUGGGCAACAAAAAGCCGACACAACUCCUACGGCAGAUGAGAUCGUUGGUCGCCAACACGACAUAUGUAAAUGAGCAAUAA
This is a messenger RNA of Photinus pyralis (common eastern firefly), 432 nucleotides long. RefSeq lists its product as uncharacterized. NCBI's taxonomy places the organism in Eukaryota, Metazoa, Arthropoda, Insecta, Coleoptera, Lampyridae. The coding region runs from base 1 to 432 and encodes 143 amino acids. The transcript has a single exon. The record is from RefSeq and is a predicted model, not a curated record.